CUUUUGUCAGUGAGAAUCGAGCAGCUCUGAAAUCAAUUCGCAUCCCUGGAUUGACUGAGGGGUGAUUUGGAUGGAGAUGAAGGCGGUGGUGUCCUGUACCGGGCUUAUGCUUCUAUUUGCGUGGCUUUCUCCAAGCCAAGCCCUUUAUUUCCAUAUCGGAGAGACGGAGAAGAAAUGUUUUAUUGAAGAAAUACCCGACGAAACCAUGGUGAUAGGGAGAUACAGAACACAGCUGUGGGACAAACAGGCUGGCUCUUUCCUCCCAUCCGCCCCUGGUUUAGGCAUGCAUGUGGAAAUCAAAGAUCCUGAUGCCAAGAUCAUCCUGUCCCGUCAGUAUGGCUCGGAUGGCCGUUUCACCUUCACGUCCCACACACCAGGAGAGCAUCAAAUCUGCCUCCACUCCAACUCCACCAAGAUGGCGCUGUUUGCUGGGGGAAAACUGAGAGUCCACUUGGAAAUUCAGGUUGGUGAACACACCAACAACUACCCAGAGAUCGCAGCUAAAGACAAACUGACCGAGCUGCAGCUGAGGGUCCGACAGCUCCUGGACCAGGUGGAACAGAUCCAGAAAGAGCAGAACUACCAGCGGUACCGUGAGGAGCGUUUUCGUAUGACGAGCGAGAGCACGAACCAGCGCGUUCUGUGGUGGUCUAUCGCUCAGACCAUCAUCCUCAUCAUCACAGGAAUCUGGCAAAUGAGACAUCUCAAGAGCUUCUUUGAGGCCAAAAAGCUGGUGUGAAGACCAGACGGCAUCACAGUAACAAUAACUCUAACUCUAAAACUAAGUUCAAUUCGGUACAACUUUAUCUAAAGCAGAUAAAUUCAGACACAAUAAGCUUAAACAGGCAGAAUAUUAACGAUUCUUAAAGGAAUACUCAAUUUUUUUUGCCAUUAAUCAUUUACCACCAUGUUGUUCCAAACUCAUAAAAGCUUCGUUCGUCUUCGGAAAACAAUUUAAGAUAUUUUGGAUGAAAACCGGGAGGCUUGUGACUGUCCCAUAGAC
This is a messenger RNA of Carassius auratus (goldfish), 1003 nucleotides long. RefSeq names its product transmembrane p24 trafficking protein 4 (gene tmed4). Bases 71 to 739 code for a protein of 222 amino acids. The record is from RefSeq and is a predicted model, not a curated record. Lineage: Eukaryota; Metazoa; Chordata; Actinopteri; Cypriniformes; Cyprinidae. The transcript is spliced from 5 exons.